This is a messenger RNA of Nymphaea colorata (pocket water lily), 6153 nucleotides long. RefSeq names its product callose synthase 3-like. The record is from RefSeq and is a predicted model, not a curated record. The transcript has 43 exons. NCBI's taxonomy places the organism in Eukaryota, Viridiplantae, Streptophyta, Magnoliopsida, Nymphaeales, Nymphaeaceae. The coding region runs from base 203 to 5995 and encodes 1930 amino acids. Gene Ontology annotation, molecular function: 1,3-beta-D-glucan synthase activity. Gene Ontology annotation, biological process: (1->3)-beta-D-glucan biosynthetic process. Gene Ontology annotation, cellular component: 1,3-beta-D-glucan synthase complex; plasma membrane.
CCACACAUCCGUGAUGGAGAAAUGAAAUGCCCAUGGUAUCAUUCCUUCAUGCUCCACUUCUGUUAAUAGCGAAGGGGAAGCGGGUUUCUUUUUGCCGAGGCGCUGGCCCUUCUCGAUCUUCCUUCGUUCGUUCUCCGAACUAGGGAGAAAGUGAGCUUGAUUGCGUGUUUCUGCCUUGUCUCUCAGAGAUUGCUAGUCGAAAAUGUCGAGGAAUACAGAGCCGCUCCAGCGGCGCUUGUCAAGGACACAGACGGUUGGGAACCUCGGCGACACGUUCAACAGUGAGGUCGUUCCGUCUUCUCUUGUCGCCAUAGCGCCGAUUCUUAGGGUCGCCAACGAGAUCGAAACGAAUCAUCCCAGGGUCGCUUAUCUCUGCCGAUUCUAUGCUUUUGAAAAGGCUCACAGGUUGGAUCCGACGUCUAGCGGACGUGGUGUUCGUCAGUUUAAAACUGCGCUUCUUCAACGUUUAGAAAGGGAUAAUGAUCCUACUCUGCGGAGUAGGACAAACAAAAGUGAUGCACGUGAGAUGCAGAAAUUUUACCAGCACUACUACAAAAAAUAUAUCCAAGCAUUGGAAGGUCCUGAUAAAGCUGAUCGGGCACAGCUUACAAAGGCAUACCAGACGGCUGCUGUUCUCUUUGAGGUCUUGAAGGCUGUGAACCAGACACACACUGUUGAAGUGGAUCGUGAGAUUAUGGAGACAGGUAAGCAGGUUGCGGAGAAGACAGAGAUUUACGUGCCUUACAAUAUUUUGCCCCUUGAUCCAGACAGUGCAAAUCAGGCAAUCAUGCUUCUGCCAGAGAUAAAAGCUGCUGUUUUUGCUUUGCGGAAUACCCGGGGUCUUCCAUGGCCUCACGAUUACAAAAAGAAACCAGAUGAUGAUCUUCUUGACUGGCUACAACAUAUGUUUGGGUUUCAGAAGGAUAAUGUCUCUAACCAAAGGGAGCACUUGAUUUUGCUUCUUGCGAAUGUUCAUAUCCGGCAAAUUCCGAAGCCUGACAACCAACCCAAGUUGGAUGAGAGGGCUAUAGAUGAAGUUAUGAUGAAACUAUUUAAAAACUACAAGCAGUGGUGCAAAUAUUUGGGUCGCAAAAGCAGCCUUUGGCUGCCAAACAUCCAGCAAGAGGUGCAGCAGCGUAAGAUAUUGUAUAUGGGCCUUUAUCUGCUUAUCUGGGGAGAGGCUGCAAACCUUCGGUUCAUGCCAGAGUGUCUUUGCUACAUUUAUCAUUUUAUGGCUUUCGAACUUUAUGGAAUGCUUGCUGGCAAUGUGAGUCCAAUGACUGGUGAAACUAUAAAGCCUGCUUGUGGCGGUGAGGAGGAGGCCUUUCUGAAAAAAGUGGUCACGCCAAUCUAUGAAACAAUUGCACAGGAAGCAGAAAAAAGCAGAAAAGGAUCAAAGCAUUCCCAGUGGCGGAAUUAUGAUGAUUUGAAUGAAUACUUCUGGUCACCGGAUUGUUUCCGUCUUGGUUGGCCGAUGCGUAAAAAUGCUGAUUUUUUGUGCCGAGCUCCAUCAGACACUGCCAUUCAUGGAACUGGGGGUGGUGAGUCAACACCAAGUCAUAGGAGGGUUGGCAAGAUUAAUUUUGUUGAAAUACGUUCUUUCUGGCAUCUUUUCAGGAGCUUUGAUCGGAUGUGGAUCUUCUUGAUCCUAUCGCUGCAAGCAAUGGUUAUAAUUGCUUGGAAUGGAUCUGGGAGCCCAAGUGGUAUUUUUGAUGGUGCUGUCUUCAAAAAAGUUCUCAGUAUCUUCAUAACUGCUGCAGUCCUGAGGCUUCUGCAAGCUGUUCUUGACUUGAUAUUCAUUUGGAAGGCAAUGAGAAGUUUGACUUCCUGGGACAUCCUCAGAUAUAUUCUUAAGAUCGUUUUUGCUGCUGCGUGGGUGAUAGUUCUUCCUGUUUCUUAUGUGUAUACUUGGGAUAACCCUUCGGGACUGGGCAAGACUAUAAAGAGCUGGUUUGGCAACAAUAAGAAUCCAUCUUUAUAUAUCUUGGCAGUUGUAGUGUAUUUAUCACCCAACAUGCUUUCUGUGUUGCUGUUUCUAUUUCCUUCAAUACGACGUGCUCUUGAAAAAUCGAAUUGGAAGAUUAUCAAUUUGGUGAUGUGGUGGGGCCAGCCACGGCUUUAUGUGGGGAGAGGCAUGCAUGAGAGUGCUGUAUCACUUAUCAAGUACACACUUUUCUGGAUUCUGCUUCUGAUGACUAAGUUGGCUUUCAGUUACUAUAUUGAGAUUCGGCCACUUGUUCAGCCAACAAGGACUAUUAUAUCAACUCAGAUAUCAGUUUAUGCAUGGCAUGAGUUUUUCCCCCGAGCCAACAACAAUAUUGGAGCCGUGAUUGCCAUUUGGUCUCCAAUUAUGCUUGUUUAUUUCAUGGAUACUCAAAUCUGGUAUGCCAUUUUUUCAACUCUAUUUGGCGGUAUUUACGGAGCGUAUCGCCGUCUCGGUGAGAUACGUACCUUGGGGAUGUUGAGGUCCAGAUUCCAAUCUCUACCUGGUGCUUUUAAUGAAACCUUGGUGCCUAAGGAUGAAAAGGAAGGGAAAAAGAAAAGAAAGGGUCUUUCUGCUCCCUUUGCCAUAUUUGAGAAGAGAGAUGGGAUGGUGGGCGGAGGGACUGGUGUUGCAAAAUUUGCUCAGUUAUGGAACACUGUAGUUGUGAGUUUCAGAGAGGAAGACCUUAUCAGUAAUAGGGAGAGGGACCUGCUGCUUGUUCCAUACAGAUCUGACCAGGAUCUAGAUGUUGUCCAAUGGCCUCCUUUCCUGCUUGCUAGCAAGAUACCCAUUGCACUGGAUAUGGCAAAAGAUAGCAAAGGGAAAGAUCGUGAACUGAAGAAAAGGAUUUUUGCAGAUGAUUAUAUGUACUGUGCAAUUCAGGAGUGCUAUGCAUCUUUUAAGUAUACAAUUAACCGUUUGGUUACUGGUACAACUGAGAAGAGGGUCAUAGACAAUAUUUUCUCUACAGUUGAUCAAUGCAUUAAGGAUGAUACUCUAAAGGAUUUGAACAUGCAUGCACUACCAAGCCUGUAUGACAAAUUUGUUGAGUUGAUUGUGUGUCUGCUGGAGGACAAAGAAGAGCUCCGGACUAAAGUGGUCAUUCUUUUUCAGGACAUGUUAGAAGUUGUAAUGAAAGAUAUAAUGGAUGAACGCCUUUCCAAUAUUUUAGAGUCAACACAUGGGUCUUAUGGUAGAGAAGGGUCACCUGAGCAUCAGCUGUUUGAUUCUAAAGAUGCUAUAAAUUUCCCGUAUGGCAAGUCAGAUUCAUGGACUGAGCAGAUCAGACGGCUUCAUCUGCUUCUUACAGUGAAAGAGUCUGCAAUGGAUGUUCCAGCAAACUUAGAAGCAAGAAGGCGCCUUACCUUUUUCACUAAUUCUUUGUUUAUGGAUAUGCCUGAUGCACCAAAAGUCCGUAACAUGCUUUCAUUCUCUGUUUUGACCCCAUACUACACGGAGGAUGUUCUUUUUUCUAUAGCUAAUCUGGAGGAGCAAAAUGAAGAUGGUGUUUCUAUUCUUUUCUACUUGCAGAAAAUUUAUCCAGAUGAAUGGAACAAUUUCCUUGAGCGGAAAGGAUGUAAAACUGAUGAUGUUGUACGGGACGACUAUCCUGAUGAUCUUCGCCUCUGGGCAUCGUAUAGAGGCCAAACUUUGACAAGGACAGUCCGUGGAAUGAUGUACUACCGUAAGGCUUUGGAGCUGCAAUCUUUCCUGGAUAUGGCAAGAGAAGAAGAUCUUUUGGAAGGUUACAAGGCUCUUGUGGCAGCCUCAGAAGAGCAAUCAAAGAUGUACAGGUCUUUGUGGGCACAAUGUCAAGCCGUGGCAGACAUGAAGUUUACAUUUGUUGUCUCCUGUCAGCAGUAUGGUAUUCACAAAAGGGCUGGUGAUCCCCGUGCUGACGACAUUCUGCAGCUUAUGAUAACAUACCCAUCUCUUCGUGUGGCAUACAUCGAUGAGGUUGAAGAAACUAGUGGACCUCAAAAGGGUACCAAAGUCUAUUAUUCCACAUUAGCAAAGGCUGCUUCAACAAAGCAUAAUGAUCCUGAUGAACAAAUGCUGGACGAGGUAAUUUAUCGAAUCAAGCUUCCGGGGCCUGCUAUGCUUGGAGAAGGAAAGCCAGAAAAUCAGAAUCAUGCUAUCAUCUUCACUCGUGGUGAAGGCCUACAAGCAAUUGAUAUGAAUCAGGAUAAUUACAUGGAAGAAGCCUUUAAGAUGAGGAAUUUAUUAGAGGAAUUUCUUCAGACGCAUCAUGGUGUGAGAAAACCAUCAAUACUUGGGCUUAGAGAGCAUAUCUUUACUGGAAGUGUUUCAUCUUUGGCAUGGUUCAUGUCGUGUCAGGAGACUAGUUUUGUGACAAUUGGACAAAGAUUACUUGCAAAUCCUUUAAAGGUUCGCUUCCACUAUGGUCAUCCAGAUGUAUUUGAUAGAUUGUUUCAUCUGACUCGAGGAGGUGUCAGCAAAGCUUCAAAAGUUAUCAAUUUAAGCGAGGAUAUUUUUGCAGGCUUUAAUUCAACACUUCGUGCUGGCAAUGUUACACAUCAUGAAUAUAUGCAAGUUGGCAAAGGUAGGGAUGUGGGACUAAAUCAGAUAUCACUUUUCGAGGCAAAAAUUGCUAAUGGGAAUGGAGAGCAGACGCUAAGUCGGGAUAUAUAUCGCCUUGGCCACCGUUUUGAUUUUUUCCGUAUGCUGUCUUGCUACUAUACGACUGUUGGCUUCUAUUUCAGCACUUUGAUAACUGUUCUUACAGUGUAUAUUUUCUUGUAUGGUCGUCUCUAUCUGGUUCUUAGUGGAGUUGAAAGAGAACUAUAUAAAGCAGCAGCUGUUCAAAAUAAUAAGCCACUUCAAGUGGCGCUUGCUUCCCAGUCGUUUGUGCAGCUUGGAAUCUUGAUGUCACUCCCUAUGAUGAUGGAGAUCGGCUUGGAGAAGGGAUUCCGAACCGCAUUAAGUGAAUUUGUUCUCAUGCAGUUGCAACUAGCAUCUGUUUUUUUCACUUUUUCCCUCGGGACAAAAACCCAUUAUUAUGGUCGUACAUUGCUACAUGGUGGUGCAAAGUAUCGUGGUACAGGUCGUGGAUUUGUUGUCUUCCAUGCAAAGUUUGCUGAUAACUACAGACUGUAUUCACGUAGUCACUUUGUCAAGGGGAUUGAGCUGAUGAUUCUACUGAUUGUUUACAGCAUAUUUGGCAAUUCAUACAGGAACAGUGUGGCAUAUAUAUUAAUCACUGUGUCCAUGUGGUUUAUGGUUGGCACGUGGCUCUUUGCUCCUUUCCUUUUUAAUCCAUCAGGUUUUGAAUGGCAAAAAAUUGUAGACGACUGGACUGAUUGGAACAAGUGGAUAAAUAACCGUGGUGGAAUUGGAGUGCCGCCUGAAAAGAGCUGGGAAUCUUGGUGGGAGGAUGAACAAACACAUCUAAGAUCUUCUGGCAUUCGUGGCACAGUUCUUGAAGUGGUCUUAGCACUACGUUUCUUUCUUUACCAGUAUGGGCUUGUUUAUCAUUUGAAUAUUACACACACGAAAAAUGUUCUGGUGUAUGCCAUCUCUUGGGUUGUGAUUAUUGGAGUCCUCCUAGUGAUGAAGACAGUAUCUCUUGGCAGAAGGAAGUUUAGUGCCGAUUUUCAGCUUGUAUUUCGAUUGAUCAAGGGUCUUAUCUUCCUGACGUUUGUUACCAUUAUUGUUAUUUUGAUUGCCAUUCCUCGUAUGACGAUGAAGGAUAUCAUUGUGUGCAUCCUUGCCUUCAUGCCGAGUGGAUGGGGGAUCCUUCUGAUUGCUCAAGCACUCAAGAAGCCAGUGCAGAGGGCAGGGUUCUGGGGAUCGAUCCGUGCUCUUGCUCGUGGAUAUGAGAUCAUCAUGGGGUUGCUUCUGUUCACGCCCAUUGCAGUUUUGGCUUGGUUUCCAUUUGUCUCAGAGUUUCAAACGCGAAUGCUGUUCAACCAGGCCUUCAGUAGAGGUUUGCAGAUAUCACGCAUUCUUGGGGGUCAGAAGAAAGAUCGCUCUGGUAGUAACAAAGAGUAGGGGUCAAAAUAUUCCGUCCACCGUUCUUUGGUACCAAGGUGUAUCCUUGAGAGCUCGCACGCCGUUUCAAUAUUUUCGGGUGUAUAAACUUGCUAUGUUCCCCAUGUUGUAAGUUAUACGUCAUUAAUUUUGUUAUAUAAUGCCUAGUUUCCACUUUC